This is a messenger RNA of Dermatophagoides pteronyssinus (European house dust mite), 2901 nucleotides long. It is a transcript of the gene nito, whose product is annotated as RNA-binding protein spenito. Lineage: Eukaryota; Metazoa; Arthropoda; Arachnida; Sarcoptiformes; Pyroglyphidae. The record is from RefSeq and is a predicted model, not a curated record. Gene Ontology annotation, molecular function: RNA binding.
AUUUUUUUUCGAUUUUCAUCACUCAAAAUUUUGAUCAAUUUUUAAAUUAAAAACAAAACAAAAAAUCAACGAUUAAUUUGUUACAAAUAAUUCGAAGGUAAAUUUUCGAAGAAAAAAAAAAUUUCGGCCAAAAAAACCAGAGCAAUAUGCCUCGAUAUGAUGAAAGUCCUCGUGGUUCACCACCACCACCACCAUUAGAUCGUAAUCGUGAUUUAUUAAUAUCACGUCGUUUAAAUAAAUCACCAUUAUUAGAUAAUAAUCGUCAUCGUCGUGAUCAAUCACCACCAUUACCACCAAUUUCAUCAUCAUCAAGAUCACGUGAUAUUUCAAUGUAUCAUCAACAUGAUGAUGGUGGUUAUAUUCAACGAUCAUCACAUCACAAUAAUCGACAAAAUUCCUCAUCCGAAUUAACAACAUCAACAACAUAUAAAAUUCUUUGUGUUAGUAAUAUUAGUAAUAAAUAUCCAGAUAGUACCGUUCGAAAUGAAUUGAUAAAAGAAUUUGCACGUUUUGGUAGUCCAUCGGUGAAAUUGGUUUAUGAUAAAAACACUCGUAUUGCUUAUAUUUAUUUUAAUUCAUAUGAAGAUGCACGUGAUGCACGUCAUUCAAAAUAUCGUUUAAUUUUAUUUGAAAAACAAAUUAUUAUCGAUCCUAUUUAUGAUCGUGUUUCAUCAUCAUCAUCUUCGUUACGUUCACGGCGUUCAAUUACGCCGGAAUAUAUUGGUAGCCGUGGUAGUUCAAUGCGUAAUAUGUCACCACCAAUACCAUCGUUAUCGAUGCAAAGACGUAUACCACCACCACCUCCUCCUCCACAACGUAAUUCAUUAAAUCAAGAUCGUUAUCAAUUACAUUCAUCACGUGAUCAAUAUCGUGAUAACUAUAGCCAUAAUCAUCAUCAAAUGAAUCGUAAUAAUAAUAAUAAUAAUGAUAAUUAUCAUCAUCAUCAUUCAAAUUCGAUGAAUUUACGUGGUGGUCAUCAACAACAUCAUCAUCAUCAUCAACAAAAUCAAAAUCAACAACAACAACAACGUGAAUCAAAAAAAGAAAAAUUUCCAAAUUAUCUUCAUCAUAUACCACCGGAAGAAGAUGAUAAAUCAACCAGAACAUUAUUUGUUGGAAAUUUAGAAGUAACAAUUACCGAACCAGAUUUACGACGAAUAUUUGAACGUUAUGGUGUUGUUGAAGAUGUUGAUGUAAAACGUCCACCACCUGGUCAAGGAAAUGCAUAUGCUUUUAUAAAAUUUCUGAAUCUUGAUAUGGCACAUCGUGCUAAAGUUGAAAUGUCUGGACAAUAUAUUGGAAAAUUUCAAUGUAAAAUUGGCUAUGGUAAAGCUACGCCAACAACAAGAAUUUGGGUUGGUGGUUUAGGACAAUGGAUUUCAUUUGCACAAUUAGAUAAAGAAUUUGAUCGUUUUGGUGUUAUAAGAAAAAUUGAUUAUUGUAAAGGUGAUAAUUAUGCUUAUAUUCAAUAUGAUACUAUUGAUGCAGCACAAGCUGCAUGUGCUGCAAUGCGUGGUUAUCCAUUAGGUGGACCUGAUAAACGUCUACGUAUUGAUUAUGCUGAUCCGGGUCAAUUUUCAACAUCAUCACCUCCUCCGCCACCAUUACCAUCAUCAUCGCUGACAAGAUCAGGCAAUGAUCCAGGAUCAUUUGGUAGUUUUGCCGGCGGCAAUUCACCAUCACGUUCGAAUAAUAAUGGAAAUAAUUUUGAAUAUUGGUCAAAUAAUCAGGAUUCUGUAUCAUCACCAAAACGAAGACGUUUACAUUCACCUGAUGGUGGAAUUGGUGGUGAAAAUGAUCGAAAAAAAUCAUCACCAAAUAAUAAUUUAGGUUUAGAUUCGAUUAUUUCACCAAAUGUUAGUGGUGCGUUGAUACGUGGUGGUGAUGAUAAUGGUAAUGGAUCACCAAAUUUUGAUUUAUCAAAUGGAAAAUCAUCAGUUGGUGAUAUAAAAGUUACUGUUAUGGAAAGUGUACAAUCAAUUUCGGAAUUGAUAAAAUGUUGUCCACCAACAUGGUCAGGUGGUUUAAUUUUAAAAUCAAGUGGUUUUGCAUUACGAAUGUAUUUUUGUAGUGGUGAUAUUCAACUUGUUGAUUUAAUGAAAGAAACAUCAUCAUCAUCGACAUCAACUUCUGAUCAACAAUCACAACAACAACAACCAAUACUACGAAUAACACAACGUUUACGUCUUGAAUCAACAAAAUUGGAAGAAGUUACUAAAAGGAUUAGUUCAUCAGGAUCAGCCAACAGUGGUGGUCAUUGUAUAUUGAUUGCAUCACAAGCUAAUAAUCUUCAAUUGAAUUUUAAUUCUGGUGCUGGUGGUGGUGCAGGUGCAAGUGGUAGUGGUGGAGAAGAUAAUGCAGGUGGUGGUGGUAAUUCUUCAGCAGCCGGUGCCAAUAAUAUUCAGCAACGACCAAUACGUAAUCUUGUUACCUAUCUUAAAUCAAAAGAUGCUGCUGGCGUUGUUAUACUUCCAGGUAAAUCAUCAACAUCUCAACAACAAUUAUCAUCAACAAUAACAACAACAGCAUCUUCAACACCUGGUGGUGGUGAUGAAAAUGUUUCAAAAAAUGUUCUUUAUCUAUUUCCACCACAUCCUUUUUCACUUGAAUUAAUUCAACGUAUUGCACCAAAUAUCAACGAAUUAUCGGCAACUAAAGAAGAUUAUUUUGUUGUUGUUCUUGUGCGUGGUAGUAAUUGAUGAAAAAAAUGAAAUUAUGUGGGUGAGAUGAAUGUGAGUGAUUCUCUGGCUUUUCAAAAUCGUGUUUUGUGUCAUUUCGUCGAUUUGCUAUUUUUUUCUCUAUCCAAUCAAUCUAUAUCAGAUCAUCAUCGUCAAAACAAUAACAACAACAACCACUUACCAAGCAAAAGAAUUUCUUUUAAAUUUUUUUUCAUUUAAAUAU